Messenger RNA from Rosa rugosa (rugosa rose), 2148 nucleotides. RefSeq lists its product as uncharacterized. The coding region runs from base 958 to 2148 and encodes 396 amino acids. The record is from RefSeq and is a predicted model, not a curated record. The transcript is spliced from 4 exons. NCBI's taxonomy places the organism in Eukaryota, Viridiplantae, Streptophyta, Magnoliopsida, Rosales, Rosaceae.
UGAGUCUGUAUAGUUGAAUUGGUUUGGUUUUUUGGAUUCUAUCUGUACUCAUAGUCAGUUUUUUAGUUGAAUUGGUUUUAGUUGUUUAGGGAAUGCAGACUAAAAAAAAAAAAGGCAACUGAAAAAUAUACAUGUGAUUCCUGUUGAUUUUCUUAUAUAUAUGGUCUUAUUCAAAGCAUGUGCAUAUAUAAUUACUGUUGAAGUUCAUAUGUUGUUAUUCAACUACGAUGUAUAUUACAUGAAUCAUGGACUAUCAUACCAUCCUCCUUUGUACAUUUUAUUAUAUAUACCUUGAUGCUAGCAUCAGAAGUCGCUUACUUAGUAUUAUAUAUAUCCUUCUCCUACUUGCUCAGUCUUUGAGUCUAGGAACUAGGUAAGUUAGUAGGUUUAAAUUAUCUGGAGGAGUUUGUGAUUGUGUAUCUCUCUGUGUGUGAGCUAGCUAGUUGGAUUUCUCAUACUUUUCACUAGCCAUCAUUCGUAUUUUUCACUAUUGCUUCUUCAAAAUCCUGAAAUUCCCACCUGACUGAUUAUACAGCCACAGUCUGUAACUAUCCCUUCUUUAAAUCUAUGAUAAUGCACUUUUGCCUAUGGAUAAUGAACUAAAUACUCAAAAACUUUUGUCUCAGUUUAGGAGAACAAAACUUUGAGGUUAUCUUCGAUAUAUUCGAAGCCCAUCAUUUCCAAAUGUUUACAGUUGAUUAUUUGAUCACUUGUUAACUUAUCUUUUUGUUUAAAUUUCAGAUAGGGUAAGAUCUACGUGAUUGCUGCUCAGAAGUCUUCAGCGAAAGGUGGUGACUAUGAAAAGAACAAAAUUCAGCGGCUUCAACACAUUCUUGAAAAGUCUUUAGCACUACAAAAUGAUUGAAAUGAAACUUCAAGUCGAUCUACAGAAGGAAAGUAUUCUGUUAUGUUGAUGAACUGGCGCAGAGCCAGAACAGGAGGAGAUGUCCGAGCUGCAUGUUCUAUGUCGAAAAGUCGGUUGGUUGCUCCUACACGAAGUGCAGAACCCUAGGAGAGUUUCUCUCAACCCUAGUUUGUCUACGGCCUCCUUGCCUCCCUCAACAAUUGCUUCGUCCCCUUCUCUUCUUGUCUCCUUUCUCAUUGACUAUGGCCUCCAUUUAUGCCGUAACAUCGAGCUUUGCAGCCUCGCCUGCUCUUGCUGAAGGGGGUCGUGCCCCAGAUCUGGGGAAGAUCGGUGGAGGUCCUGUACGCAAGUCCACCGUGACCGCGACAAAGGGUAGCGCGCUGCCCUUAUACCAUCAAUUCGACAGACGAUCAGAUGGAUCUAUUUUCUUUCACUGGGAUCAAGCGAGCGUUGAUUGCUGUUUGGGCAGGGUUGUCAGCUCAAGGGAUCUAAUAUGGCUCUGGGAUCCGGGUCCUAGAUGGUGGCUUAGCUGUUUCCUUGCAGCUCUGUCAUUGAUGGUGAUGGUAGUGGUGUGGGGCUGUGCACACGUGAGGCUGACGACGGAGGAUAUGCUGUGUGUCGAGAUGGGGUUUGGUGGUCGGCUAGAGUGGUGGUUGACCACGGCGCCGUUCAGUGCUGCUACGUCGGAGAUGCAGACGCGGUCAAUGUUGAUGGCCGCGUGGAGAUGGCGUGAUUGGAUGCCAAACAGAAGUUGGGUGUCCAGAUCAAAUCUAGCAAAGGCUUUGGGUUGCUGUUGGGAUCAGAUCAGAAUCCAUUCAAUGGGCUUAACCUCUCCAGGGGGGUGGAUUUGGGACCCAGGAGAUGCGAUGAUGUUGUUCAAUUCUCCUGUUUUCUUUUCGCUGGGGAUGCUGGUUUCACUUUCCGGUAGACUGUUCGCUUCUAUAUUCUACAAAGAGUCUCAGUACAUUCACGCUGUGAGUACCACUAUGGGAGAAAAUUUUGAUGAGAUGAUGAAUCUGUUAUUGGUAAUAGGACUGGAAUUAGUUACGCCAUGUUUUGGAAGCUUGGCUCGAUUGUCUUAUAAACAACUGAUCAAAAUCGCUCAUGGGCUUGAGAAUUCUAAGCAGGAUUUUGUCUGGAUUAUUGGGAAAGUGUUUGCAUAUGAGAAUGAGGAUCAUAAAGAUGAGAAAAAUUGGCUUGUGGGUUUUGAGAAGAGAAUGAGGGAGAGUCAGAGGGGUUGUGAUAAGGGGAUGGGCUCCUCAGAUUUUGAUGCUGGAGCAUAA